Mycena indigotica is the source of this 573-nucleotide messenger RNA. RefSeq lists its product as uncharacterized. Gene Ontology annotation, cellular component: intracellular membrane-bounded organelle; membrane; cytosol. The record is from RefSeq and is a predicted model, not a curated record. Bases 1 to 573 code for a protein of 190 amino acids. Gene Ontology annotation, molecular function: calcium ion binding. The transcript is spliced from 5 exons. Lineage: Eukaryota; Fungi; Basidiomycota; Agaricomycetes; Agaricales; Mycenaceae.
AUGGGGAAAAGCCAGUCAAAGUUAUCACCAGAGCAGCUCGCAGACCUCCAGAAGAAUACCUACUUCGACAAGAAAGAGCUCCAGCAAUGGUAUAAGGGCUUCCGAAAAGACUGCCCGUCUGGCCAACUCGACAAAGCCGAGUUUGGCAGGAUAUACAAGCAAUUCUUCCCCUUCGGUGACCCUGGCGAAUUUGCAGACUACGUCUUCAACGUGUUUGACGCUAACGGGAAUGGGACUAUCGACUUCAAGGAAUUCAUCUGCGCACUGAGCGUCACAAGUCGGGGUCAUCUUGAUGAGAAGCUCAAGUGGGCCUUCCAAUUGUACGACAUCGACAAGGACGGCACAAUCACCUACGACGAAAUGCUCCAGAUCGUCCAGUCAAUAUAUAAGAUGACCGGUGAGAUGGUCAAGCUACCGGCUGACGAGGACACGCCCGAAAAGCGAGUCGACAAGAUAUUCCGCAAUAUGGACCGCGACAAGGACGCCAAACUUACCUACGACGAAUUCGUUGAAGGCAGCAAACAAGAUCCGACAAUCGUUAAAGCAUUAUCGCUUUAUGAUGGUUUGGUAUAG